Ruditapes philippinarum (Manila clam) is the source of this 1864-nucleotide messenger RNA. RefSeq lists its product as uncharacterized. The coding region runs from base 268 to 1371 and encodes 367 amino acids. NCBI's taxonomy places the organism in Eukaryota, Metazoa, Mollusca, Bivalvia, Venerida, Veneridae. The record is from RefSeq and is a predicted model, not a curated record. The transcript is spliced from 2 exons.
UAUUUUGAACUAAAAUAACUUAAUUAUAAGGUUGAAUGAAUUUGACCUUUUUAAAAACUCUUUUUCAUUGGUGGAUUUUAAUUUAUGCAUUACGUAGGCAGUAAACAACUUUCUAUUGGUCGUCUAUAUUUUUGGCGGUAAACUUUUUUGUCUCUUGCGCUUCUGCCUUUUUGGUUCAUUCUGUAUUCGUUUGACAAGAAGAUCACAUGUUGAAAAUUCUAUUUUACACAAAUUUAUUGAAAGUUAUUCUACAGAAUUGUUCCACAUAUGUUGGUAUUUUAUUUGAUUUAUGGACUGGUGUUUUAUUCAUCAGGAUUUUAUAGUGCAUACCAAGAGGAGUUUUCGUAUUCAGUAAAUAAUAUUUCGUUGAAUACGAAUAAACUUUAUUUCGGUACUUCGUGCCGCGUAAGCUGUUUGUAUUUUGGGACUAACAUGGCGUCCAAGGAACUGGAGAAGAAAAAAAUAUUACCUUCUAGAGGUAAAAGAGUGGACUAUAAAUUGUUAAAUGACGGAUUCGGAGAUGAAGACCAGGAAUCCUUCUGGACAGAGGAACACAUGGAAGAUAUUAAAUUGUUUUCCGAGGAAACUACACAAGCGACCUUGUUGCCAACUUCCGCUUCCGCUAAAAAUGUCAGUUUUCACGAGGAUGAUGAAUUUUCUGGGGAUACAGACUUGAAUAGUAAAAGUCGUCAGACUGAUUCUGGUAUCAUUCAGAUGAAGAAGGAGCUGAGCGCCUUACAACAAGAAGAACGGGUUCUUAAGGAACAGUUAUCCGAAGCAGACGUAUUGAGAAAACAAAUUGAACAGAAGAAACAGGACGUUAAAAAAUUAAGAGAACAUGUAGCUCAUCCACCACUUCGAAAGUGUACAAUUGUCUCAGACUCCAUUGCCAAAAAUGUGUCAGGUAUUUGGGAUACUCAAAUAACAGCCUUUCCUGGAAUUAAUAUUUCAAGGUUAAGUUUUCGUAUUUCACAAGGUCAAGUUGAUCUUAGAUCUGCUUAUGUCAUAUUACAUGUUGGUACCAAUGAUGUAACUGGCCCUCGUUCAGAAGAUGAGAUUAUCUCAUCUUUUAACGAUUUGAUUUCCAAUGUUCGUCAACAAUCUUCUGGAAGCAUUAUUGUAUCUGCAAUUAUUCCACGCCCUAUAGAUUUUGAUACUACUGGUAAUAGGGUUAAAAAUUUAAACAAUAAAUUGGUUCUACUAUGCAAAUCAAGAAAUGUUAUUUUCAUUAGAACUUUCAAACCCUUUCUUAAAUGUGGCUUGCCCCGUCGUGAGUAUUAUGCUAUAAAAGACGGUGGUUUACAUCUUAAUCUAGAAGGUACAAGGCGUUUGAAAGAAUUUUUCAUUAAUACCAUUGCUCACUUAAAGUAAUUACAUCUUAGUGUUGGAUGAGCGCUACAUGUUUACUGCAAGUUUCAAUAUUUGUAUUUCUAGACAGCUUGUUAAGUAAAAUAUGUAAUUCGUAAUUAUUAUAAUCUUUAGAAUAUACAUUCGUAAAAUAGUGUCAUGUUCUAAUGUCAUUAUAUCUUUGCUUGAGGCACUUGGUUACUCAAGAAAGAUUAAAUCUUACAAACUGGCAAUGGCUAGUAUUGAAGAUUACUUUCUACUAAGGAGGUUAAAAGAAUGCCUCUUAGUGGUUUUGUUAUUGUGUAUACACUUGUUGUAGAGUGUUUCAGGAUAUUGAAUUUAAUGUUUAUAUUCAAAUAUAUGCAUUAGUUGUUAUAUGUACGUUAUGCCUUUGCUUGAGACACACUGUUUCUCAAGAAAGGCUCAGUCUCGUAAGCUGGUAAUGACCAGUCUUGGAGAUUAUGCUACUAAGGAGGUGGUAUGAAAUCCUCUUAGUAGAUUUGUAUGUAUCUGAACU